Molecule: messenger RNA, 2672 nt
Organism: Aspergillus brunneoviolaceus CBS 621.78
Lineage: Eukaryota; Fungi; Ascomycota; Eurotiomycetes; Eurotiales; Aspergillaceae
Gene: drs1
Product: putative ATP-dependent RNA helicase DRS1
Exons: 2
Coding region: 160-2610 (816 amino acids)
Molecular function (GO): ATP binding; RNA helicase activity; nucleic acid binding
Source: RefSeq, a predicted model, not a curated record
GAAACAAAAAAAAGUUGGGGGCUUGAGAUUUCACUCUUUUUCGAUCAUUACAUCCUCCUACGCAGAUUUCUUCACUAGUCUUACCAAUUAGUCUGGAAUUGGACAAUCUAGAACCACAAGGAACCUUUCAACGCUUCUGAAUAAGAAUCCGAAGAAAAGAUGGCUCCCAAACGGAAGGUGGAUGACGACUUCGUCAUGACGUUGUCCGACGACGAGAACGACACGCCCAAUCAGCUUGACGAGGAAGGUGACAACGACGAAUUCGCCUCGAAGAGGACCGACGCUGCGACGAAAAAGCGCAAGAGGGAGGAGCCGGCCGACACCAAGAACAAGAAGGUGAAGCAGCAGCAGGAGAACAAGAAGCAGGCCAACAAGUCGUCGAAGAAAGGCUCGAAGCAGGCUGCGCAAUUGGAGCCGGAAGAGGAGGACAGCGAAGAGGACAGCGAAGAUGAGGAGGCCGAUGCCGCUGAGGAUGAUGGGGCCCUGAACCCCGACUUCGAAUUCGAUGUGGGAGGGGUUGCGAAUGAGGUGACUGAGUUCGAUGGGUGGGCGCAGAAUGUGCCUGACGAGGAGACGGCAAGAAAGGGCGACAAGAAAGCGGUUGACAUCGAUGAGAUCAUUGAGAGGCGGCAGGCAAAGAAAGAGGCUGCGGCGAAGAAAAAGCAGAAGAGGCAGCAGGUGGCUGAGGAGGAUGAUAGUGGAGAUGAGUCGGAUGGGGGCAUGUCCGUCGAUUUCGGCGAUGAUGAGCUGAUGGCGGAGGAUGGCUUCGGCAUGGGCGCUGAUGGCGAGGAUGAGAGUGGAAAUGAAAAUGCGGACUCAGACUCAGAAGAGGAGGCCGAGGAGGACGACGAAGAAGCUAACGAGGAUGAUGAGGAUGAGGACGAAGAUGAGGAAGCUGCUUCCGACGACGACUCCGUCGCUACUCCUGUCGCGCACCCUGACGAUGUGGGCGCUGACGAGGAAUCUGAUGCGGAGAGCGAAGUUGACGCUGAAGAAGUAGCCAAACGCAAGGCAUUCUUCGCCCCCGAGGAGAAGACUGAGACCUCUGCUGUCAACGCGAAACGAUCUUUCCAGGACUUCAACCUGUCGCGACCUAUCCUUCGUGGUCUGGCUGCGGUCAACUUCUCCAACCCGACCCCCAUCCAGCAGAAGACCAUCCCCGUUGCGCUUCUCGGAAAGGAUAUCGUUGGCAGUGCCGUUACUGGUUCCGGUAAGACGGCUGCCUUCGUCGUUCCCAUUCUCGAACGUCUGCUCUUCCGUCCGCGCAAGGUCCCUACCAGCCGUGUCGCGAUUCUGAUGCCCACUCGCGAGUUGGCAGUCCAGUGUUACAAUGUGGCCACCAAGCUGGCCACCUACACCGAUAUCACCUUUUGUCAGUUGGUUGGUGGUUUCAGCCUGCGUGAGCAGGAGAACAUUCUCAAGAAGCGGCCCGACGUGAUUAUUGCCACCCCGGGUCGUUUCAUCGAUCAUAUGCGCAACUCGCCUAGUUUCACGGUUGAUACACUCGAGAUUCUGGUGCUCGAUGAAGCCGACCGCAUGCUCGAGGACGGUUUCGCUGACGAACUGAACGAGAUCUUGACUACUAUCCCUAAGUCCCGCCAAACCAUGCUCUUCUCCGCUACGAUGACCGACACCGUCGACAAGCUUAUCCGCGUCGGUCUGAACCGUCCCGUGCGCCUGAUGGUCGAUUCGAAGAAGAACACGGCCUUGACGCUGACCCAGGAAUUCGUGCGUCUCCGCCCUGGUCGGGAAGACAAGCGCCUGGGUUACCUGCUGUAUCUGUGCAAGGAAAUUUACACUGGACGAGUGAUCGUCUUCUUCCGCCAAAAGAAAGAGGCCCACCGCGUCCGCAUUGUUUUCAGUCUGCUUGGGUUGAAAGCUGCCGAGCUUCACGGUAGCAUGAGCCAAGAACAGCGUAUCAAAAGCGUGGAGAGCUUCCGUGACGGCAAGGCUGCCUUCCUCCUGGCCACCGACCUGGCGUCUCGUGGUCUGGAUAUCAAGGGAGUGGAAACGGUCAUCAACUACGAAGCCCCGCAAAGUCACGAGAUCUAUCUUCACCGUGUCGGUCGUACCGCGCGUGCCGGUCGCUCGGGUCGGGCCUGCACGAUUGCGGCCGAGCCAGACCGCAAGGUGGUGAAGGCCGCCGUCAAGGCCGGCAAGGCGCAAGGUGCCAAGAUCGCCAGUCGAGUGAUCGACCCUGCGGUUGCGGAUUCAUGGGCGGCGAAGGCCGAAGGAUUAGCCGAUGAGAUUGAGGAAGUUCUGGAAGAGGAGAAAGUGGAAAAGCAGCUGGCACAAGCUGAGAUGCAGGUGACCAAGGGAGAGAAUCUGAUCAAGCACGAGGCCGAGAUCAAGUCCCGGCCCAAGCGGACGUGGUUUGAAACCGAGAAAGACAAGCGCGCAGCUCGCAAGCUGGGCGCAGAGGCAUUGAACGGACCCGGUCAGUCGAAGAAGGAGAAGGUGAAGCUGAGCAACAAGGACAAGAAGAAAUUGGAUGACUCCAGACAGCGCUUGGAGGGCAAUGCCGGCUGGAAGAAGGGCAAGAGCAUGCGAGAGUCGCAAAAGAAUGGGAGAGUCCCGACUGAGAAGAAGGGCAAGAAGGGAAAAAAAUGAGGGUGGUGAUGAUGACGAUGAUUGAAGCCUGUUGAGUGUACUUAGUGUAUAUACCUUUUUCC